AUGAUUAUAAUGAUUUUACUGUUUUUGAUACUUCCAAAUUUAUUUUUUCAGGUUCAUUGUCAAAAUGAAACCAAUUUCUUAAAUGAUUAUGGACAUUAUGCUGAUAGUCGAAUGAGAGCAAUUGGAGAAUAUUUCAGUGAUUUAAUGGGAUGUGGAGCUGAAGGAUGGUGCGCUUUCAGGUGUUGCCCAACAGAAAGACAUCAACACAUCGCUCGAACGAAUCAAGCGCCACGCCGAGUUUAUCCAAAUCCUGUAUUCGGAAACUCUAGAAACAUUCAAAACACUGGAUCCUCUCGCCGUACAAUGAGUAUGAGCCGAUAUCCAUAUGUAAACCGUAAUCCGGCAGUGAAAACCACAACGGUAGCUACUCUUUUGAAAUCUUGUGCUAACGCUUGCAUGCCACAAUGCAGUCCAAGAUGCUUACAGAGAUACAACCAAAUUGUUGCUUCCUUUAUGAACUCUUUAACAGCAAUUGAUGUGAUGGGUCAGCCUGUUAAUGAGGAGCCCAGAAAAAAUGUUAGAUUUUCUCCUAAAAAGAAUGUCGAAUGUCGCGAUGAGUGUAUGCCAUAUUGUACUCCGCAGUGCUUGGACGCUUAUUCAGCGGCUGAGCUGAAUUCAAAGCGUAAAGUUUGCAAAGCUGUGUGUAUGCCGGAUUGCACAGAAGAAUGUGUCACUGCUCCACCUCUCAUGGUUCCUUGUAUUUUUGAUAACAUCUGCCACUGUCCAGCUGGCUACGUGAGAUGUAGUGAAAUGACAUGCUGCAUGAAAUACAAAACGAUGGCGGUCCGAUAUAGAAACCGAAUGACAUCAAUGAGUUUCAGUGAUGAUGACGAGCAUGAGAACAAGAAUUCUGGAAAUGAAACAUCGGUUUAUAUGUCAGAGUUACGUAAUAUGGGAGGUGCACCUGCGGCGAUCAAAUCUACUACGAUAUCUAUGAGAACAUUACCCAAUAAUAGCUCAAUCGUGUACUACCCAGAGCAAGGAAAGGCUGAAAUUCUCAAGAACGAUGGAAGUAUAGUGGUAGAAGUGAUGGAGUCUGCUGUUGAAGAAGACAAUAAAUAA
Messenger RNA from Caenorhabditis briggsae, 1062 nucleotides. The record is from RefSeq and is a predicted model, not a curated record. The transcript is spliced from 9 exons. The coding region runs from base 1 to 1062 and encodes 353 amino acids. Lineage: Eukaryota; Metazoa; Nematoda; Chromadorea; Rhabditida; Rhabditidae.